Musa acuminata AAA Group (dessert banana) is the source of this 2192-nucleotide messenger RNA. RefSeq lists its product as uncharacterized. The record is from RefSeq and is a predicted model, not a curated record. The coding region runs from base 179 to 2092 and encodes 637 amino acids. Gene Ontology annotation, molecular function: protein binding. The transcript has 2 exons. NCBI's taxonomy places the organism in Eukaryota, Viridiplantae, Streptophyta, Magnoliopsida, Zingiberales, Musaceae.
GAGAGAGAGACAGAGCAAAAGGGAUCGGCUUCUAUCGUCCCCCAAUUCCCCUUCCUUCAAAACCCUAGCUUUUCGUCUUCCGGCGAUCGAUCACGCCUUCUGCCCUUCCAUCCGUCGCGGGCACCGAUCGAUUCCGUUGUAUUCGCUUUCAGGAAAUUACUGUGAUAAAAGUUUAGAAAUGUCUCCAGCAACCAAAUCUAAGUCAAAGGAUAAGUUGGCUGCAAAGGCAGCCAAGGAACAAGCUAAAGUCUCUUCAAAACAUUCUUCAGCUCUUCUGAACUAUGGGAAUGGUGCUCCUUCAAAUGCAUACAAUCCAGAUUCUGGGACAUUCCACAACUUCGAUACAAUGCCCUCUGGUUCCUUGCCAACAGGCCAAACCAAUGGUCAUUUCAGAACCAUUGAUGAAACUGAGGAGCAUUCUGGUAGUUCAUCCGGUACAACAGGCGAGUUUGAUUCAAUGUCUAACCAUAAUGGUUACUCUGGUGAGUCAGAGGACCAAAAGGAGAAAAAUGCAACUAGUAAUGCAGCUCGCAUAGAAUCUGUACUUGGUUGUGAUACUGACAAACGCGAUAAGAUUCGGCAGAAAAAUGAAAAGAAGCAUCAACGCCAGAAGGAGAGGCGAGCACAGGAGCUACAUGAGCGUUGUACUGGGUACCUCAUGUCUAGAAAAUUAGAGAUGCUUUCUCAGAAACUUGUAGCAAUGGGCUUCUCUUCAGAACAGGCAACAAUGGCUCUUAUACAAAAUGAAGGACGUGUUGAAGAGUCCAUCAUGUGGCUCCUUGAACGGAGUGAAGAAAGUAGGCAGCAGAUUGCUGCAAACAUAGACACUGGUGCUAACUUGAAAAUUGAUAUUACGACAGAGCUCACAAAGAUUUCAGAUAUGGAGGUGAAGUUCAAGUGCACGAAGCAGGAGGUUGAAAGGGCUGUAGUUGCAUGUGAGGGUGACCUAGAAAAGGCUGAAGAGACUUUGAAGACACAGAAGCAAGAACCAAAAAUUGCUCCAUCGAAAUUAGAAGAAACAAGUGACCCUGUUCCACCAAGUGGUCUUGACUUUAAGAUGGUAAUACCUGUCCAAAAUGCAGCUUUAAGACCUCAACAGAAGGUACUGGCUUCAGUUGGCCCUCAACAACAGAGAAGAGAUGAACGAGAUUUAAACUAUAUCAAAACUAUGACAACUGGAGUUGUGGACUCCCCAAAUAAGAACAUGCAGUCUUUGAGAAAGAUACAGCCUAAGCCAGAUUGGGGAAAACCGCAAGUUGUUACUCCAGUGGAGAAAAGGUGGUCAAGUGCCAGCUCUACUUCUAUUUCGUACUCUUUGCCAUCCUCGUUGCAGGUGGCUGUACCUCCAACCACCCGGUAUGUGAUGCCAACCAAUGAACCAAAGGCCAACUUGCCCUCAGUAACUUUGAGGGAGCCAGUCACUGUAAUGCAGCGUCCCCAGUCAGUCACCACCAAACAAAAUCCCGCAUCAACAAGCCUCAGCAUUAGCGCGUCACCACCAGCUUCCGCAGGAUUCUAUUCAAAUGGUAUGUCUAGCAUGGAUAUGAUGAAGGUGGCAAAUGGGAGUCUUGGACGCAGCUUACCCUACUUGGGUUUGGAUGGUUCUAGUGGCCAGCAAUUUGCUCCCCGGAAUCAUCUCCAAACUUCUGCUUCCGGUGUUGUGGAAUCUUUUGCAACAGGGGGGAGUGGUUCAUGGAACUCUGCAGGUUCGUUCGCAAUGCCAUCUUCGCUUGGACUCUUCACUGGAUGGGGUUCACAUGGAUCCUCUUUAUCGCCAGUUGACUGGAGCUCUGGUGGAACGACUCCAUGCGACUACACCUCUAUAGACUGGAGCUUGGAUUCAACUCUUCUGAGGCCAUCUAUGAGGAGUGAUCACUUGUCUGCCACAUGGUCUACCAUGUUUAUGGGUGGCAAAGUUACAAGGCCCGUCACAAAUACAUCCGGUGGUGUCUGCGUUGUGGGGUUACAGGAUGGUGGUAGCCUUGCGACGGACUCCUUGUACUCGUCUGGAUCGCAUGAUUGGUCAUCCCCUUUUGCAGGGAAGGACCUGUUUAGCGUUCCGAGACAGUUUGUCACCAAUUCUCCCCUCUAAUAAAUGAUCUGUAAGAUGAAAAGAAAACGAACAUUGUUGGAUCUGUUGCUGCUGGUUCGGGACACUCUUGGUUAUAAAAUUGCAUGCUUUCUUGAUUCUA